AUGGCUAUGGAGUGGAGAUGGAUGACUAGCUGGUGGGCUUGCUUGGUCAUAGUGACACUCCUCCUUGCCAGGUCGAUCCAUCGCGUCAUUAGCAAGAUUUGUCGACCCCGCGACGAACUACGCUCUGGGAUACUGCAAAACCUUACCCCCACGCUUGAAGAUGCUAAAUUCGAGAUCAUCGCCGUCCCUGGCCUCGGUGCACAUCCGUAUCACACGUGGGAGGCUCGGAAAACCCCAGGACCCAGUGCCGCCGAAUACCAAACUUCACAGUCUGCCAAAGUUCACCUCCUGAAAGAUCUCCUCGCGCGCGACUUCCCUAAAGCCAGGAUCUGGAAUUUUGCCCAUGACUCCAACUGGCUGAUUGACGCCCCUGUUAAGACCACCGCGGAGAUUGGCAAAUGCCUCAUCACGGAGAUCAAGGACAAGCGAUCAUCCCCCCACCUCCCUAUUAUUUUCAUUAGCCACAGCCUAGGUGGUAUCAUCAUCAAGCAGGCUCUGUGCAGCAAUGACUCCCAAGAGAUCGUCGAUGAUACAUCGGGUAUCCUGUUUCUCGGAACCCCUCAUCAGGGCUCGUCGGUCUCCGUUGCUGGCGCUCUAUUGGCCUGGAUAACCGGUUUCCUUGGAUCGGACACGACAUUACUUCUGUCUCUGAAAAGUAACGACCAACAGCUCAGCACUCUUGCGGCAAACUUUAAGCAGUGCAUAGCCUCCUCAAACAAACGUCGACAGGAGAAUAUUCGGAUCUCAUCAUUCUACGAGACUAAGAAAACGUACCUGUUCGGGCUAUCGCUAGGCGUCAUGGUUUCCCAGAAUUCUGCCGUGGUCCAUGAUGAUGCCGGUGAGAGCCACAGCAUCGAAACGGAUCAUUCCGGGCUCAACAAAUGCGGUGAGCCGAACGAUGCGCUCUACACGAAGCUGACGGCCGCGGUGCGACACUUAAAAGCCCCAUCGCUGCUUGAGCAGGCCGACACAUGGAUACGCGACAAACACUACACAGCGGACAGGCUGAAGAUUGAGCGCCUCUCGGGCGAGCUGCUGCCUAUGGAGCAGUGCUAUAUUAACCUAGCCAUCGUGGAACAAUCCGGCCAAGACGCAGGCCAUUCAAGAAAGGAAGGGGACACAGCGCCGUCCCCGUUCUCCAUCCUCGCCCGACAGAAGGUUCAGACACCCGACAAGACUAUGCAGGUCGAGUUGGUGGCACUUUUCAACGAACGCAACGGAAGAGACGACCGACCGAUGCAUCCACGAAGAAUCUUGAUUCGAGGACGUGCGGGAGUUGGCAAGACCACCUUGUGUAAAAAGAUUGUCCAUGAAUUCUCUAAAGGGGCGUUAGGCAAAUGGAAUGAGUUAUUUGAGCGCGUGCUUUGGGUGCCUCUGCGAAAUCUGAAGCUGCCGGAAAGAUGCGGUAUGCCUAAGUACACCUUUGAAGAUCUCUUCAGCCAUGAAUACUUGCUGCCAACAAAUGGACAAAAUCUUGCUAGAGCGUUGUUCCACGCCUUGAAUACAGAGAACAGCAAGACUCUAUUUCUCCUCGACGGCCUGGAUGAAAUAUCUCAGGACCUAACAGGCGACGGCGGUAUGCCCCGAUUUCUCGACGAGCUUUUAAGCCAGCCUAAUGUUGUCGUCACGUCUCGACCUUCCGCCACGUCUCCGUCGAAUCUGCACCUUGAGUUGGACACAAUUGGAUUCGGCCCCGAUCAGGUGAACGAGUAUAUUCAAAAGUCCUUCACUAAUCGGGAAACGGCCGAAAUGGAUCAGAUCAAAGUCAACAGAGUCCAGUCAUUUCUUCAAGAGCGUUGGCUUAUUCAGGGUCUUGUGCGCAUCCCAAUUCAGUUAGACGCCCUUUGUUACACCUGGGAUGACCUAAAACCUGACAUUAUACUGAACACCAUGACUGGCCUUUACAGGGAAAUCGAGCUAAAAUUAUGGAAGAAGGAUAUCCUGCGAUUAGAAAAGAGACACGAGGACAAAGUGUUGACCAAGGAGAAUUUAGCAGCGGCUGGGAGGCGGAAGAUUGAGCGAUUCGUCGAGGACGAGUUGGCGUUCAUCGAGAGCCUCGCCUUUACUGGGCUAUACAACGACGUGGCGGCGCGGCUCGACGACAAGGACGCAGGGGUUCGAGCGGCCGUCAUAAAGGCCCUAGGCAGUCAAGCGGCGCUGGCUAAUGAGGUGCUUAUUGCCAUGGCGGGACGACUCGACGACGAGGACUUAAACGUGCGACUGGCUGCCGUCAAGGCUCUUGGCGGUCAGGUGGCGCUGCCUAACGAGAUACUUAUGGCUAUGGCGGCGCGGCUUGAUGACAGGGACUGGAGUGUGCAAAACGCCGCCAUCGGUGCGCUAGCCAGGCAAGCGGCGCUGCCUGACGAGGUUCGUAUGGCUGUGGCAACGCGACUUCCCGAUGAGGGCCCAUGGGUGCCAGUCCCCGCCUACGACGCGCUCGCCGUGCUGGCGGCGCAGCUUGAUGAGGGGCCCACGACUGUGGCGGCGCGGCUCGACGACGAGGACUGGGUUAUACGAAUAACUGCCGUCGGCGAGAACUGCUUCACAAGAGCCGCCACUAUCGACGCACUAGCCGAGCGGGCUAUUUUGCCCGGCCGGGUAUUUAUGGCCGUGGCGGAGCGGCUUGAUGACGAGGACUCAUACGUGAGAAGGGCUGCCGUUGAGGCGUUAGGCGGUCAGGCCGCGCUACUUGACGAGGUACUUCUGGCAGUGGCGGAGCGGCUUGACGACGAGGACUCAUACGUGCGAAGGGCUGCCGUCGAGGCGUUAGGCGGUCAGGCCGCGCUACCUAACGAGGUAGUUAUGGCUAUGGCGGCGCUGCUUGACGACGAGGACUCUCGGGUGAGAAGCGUUGUGAUUGAGGCGCUAGGCGGGCGGAUAGCGCUGUCUGACGAGGUCCUCAUGGCUGUGGCGGCGCAGCUCGACGGCAGGGACUCAAACGUACGAAGCGCAGCCACCGACGUGCUAGCCGGGCGGGCAGUACUACCUGAUGAGGUAAUCACGGCCGUGGCGGCGCGGCUUGGCGACAAGAACCCGGGCGUGCGAAGCGCCGCCGUCGAUAUCUUAAUGCGCAAGCGCGAACACGGCGAGUAA
Molecule: messenger RNA, 3093 nt
Organism: Cordyceps fumosorosea ARSEF 2679
Lineage: Eukaryota; Fungi; Ascomycota; Sordariomycetes; Hypocreales; Cordycipitaceae
Product: Armadillo-type fold protein
Exons: 7
Coding region: 1-3093 (1030 amino acids)
Source: RefSeq, a predicted model, not a curated record